CCACGAGCUUCAGAGAGUUAGUCUGCAACAGGAAAAACGUGAAAAACAACCAAUCUUCUAGUAGCACCUUGAAGACUAACAAACGUGUAGAUGAUAUCAUGAGCACAACCCACUUCUUCAGAUGAUAGGAGUUUUAGAAGUCCAGAGCCAAGAGUAAAUAAGGGAACUGGAAGGGGGAAGGAAAAAACGAGAAAAAAGGAGGGGAGGAAAAAAAAAGAAACUGAGUAUGUUUCAAAUGCAACCACUUCCCCAGUUACGAAGGAGUUACGGACCAAGUGUUUGUAACUCGGAUCCCAUAGAGUUACAUGGUGACUGCUCUGUUCGUAAGCAUGGAUCACCGUUCGUAACUCAGAUCCGCAUUUACGACCGCUUUGGUCGUAAGGGUAGAUGUUCUUAAGUGGAGGUUGUCGUAACUUGGGGAGCGGCUGUAGUUACAAGAGGUUAAUGGAGGCUCCUCAUACACUCAUGUUUGCAGCAGUAAAAUUUUUUUGCAUCUGACAAAGUGGGUCUUUGCCCACGAAAGCUUAUGCUCCUACACUUCAGUUAGUCUAUAAGGUGCCACAGGACUCCUCGUCGCUUUUUUAAAAAAUUUUUCUUACUGUCUGUUGGCUCAUGCAAAGCUGAGCUUAUUAGUGCUUUAAAGUUAAUAAGAAACCUGCUUCCCUCUAUUCUUUUCCAGGGAAAUGAGUGCCAAGAAAGCAGCAGGAAAAGCUGCUGGUCAGAAAGGUUUCAAACCAGCUUCACUGGUGAAAAAAUCAGGACCAGCAUCUAGAAAAUCAGGCCAGCAAAUUGAGAAGAAAGGCACAGCUAAGCAAGAGAGCAGCUCCAACCUCCCAACGGAAUCCAGCAAUAAGCAGAAUGAGCCAGCCUUGAUAAAGAAUCCACAUGUAGAACUGAACUACAAAGAAAAGGCUGUGCUAACGCUGCAGUGUGCUUUCCGUCGCAUCCUAGCAUGUAGAGAGAGGGACAAGCGCCUGAGAGAGCAGAGAGAAUACACAGAGUUAAUGGAACGCCUACAGAGAGAGGCCUUCAUUGCAAUGGUGAAGAGGGAGCAGGAAGAAGCUGAACGGGAGAGACAGAAAGAGGAAGAAGAAAGGAAGAAGCAGCGAGAAAUACAACAAAGGAAGAAACGGAUGCUGGAGGCAGCAUUCGAUGGGGAUGUGGAAGAGAUGAAAGCUGUGCUAAAGGAAGUAUCAGAUUUGGAUACUAAGAAUGGUGUGGGCAGUGAUGAAAAAGGGAAGGCCAUACGUCUCUUUAAUCACAUCAGAAUGGUGGAGUGCACGGAUGCCAAUGGGAAUACUCCCCUCUCGGAGGCAGCAGGAGGCGGCCAUCCGAAUGCUAUCAAGUUGCUGAUAGAAAAUGGAGCCAACCCCAACUGCAAGGGAGCUUUUGGCAGGACUCCUCUUUAUCGUGCUGCCUUUGGUGGUCAUAUGGCUGCAGUGGAGAUGCUUCUUCAAUAUGGAGCAGACCCCAGACUUUAUGCUGAUGAUGGCAACACUCCUGAACAAAUUGCUUCUUUGGACAGCUUGGUUGCCAUUCUGCAUUACUGGGACAUCAGCCUGACUGAGCUGAUGUUACAGAAGAUGGAGGCAGAACAGCAAAGAAGAGCCUUGCUGGAAAAAGAGGAGAAAGAAGCUGAGACUCACAGAAUGAGUGAAGAGGUGGAGCAGCUGGCUAAAGCACAGGAGAGAUGUAACAAGGAGCUGCAGCAGGCCUAUUGUGAACUGAACAGGAGAAUCACAGAGCAUGACAAGUGUCAGAGAAAGCAGAUGGGCAAUGUGGAGAUCACCCUGCAGGCAAUUAAUGAUGCAGAAAAGUUGGUGGAAACUCUGCGUUUGACUGCUGAGAAAGCAGAGGAGAAACUGUCCCUGGCUAGGCUCCAGUUGCGAGAACAGACUCAGAAAGGGGCAGGGAAUGAAUUCCAAGGGCUGAAGUGCUCUGUACAGGAGCUUGAUGAUGUGCUAUUGAAGGAUGUGGGAGGCAAAAUCCAUUCAGAUGGACGAUGGCCAUUAAUCAUUGAUCCAUCUGGACAGGCUGCAACUUUUCUGCGGUAUCGAGACACUAAUUACUUGAACACAUUGAAUCCAAAUGAUAUGAACAUGGAAACCAUUCGACUGGCCUUGUUGGGGGCCCUCAGAUAUGGAAAGCCAGUGGUGUUUGACAUGAUGGAAGUGAACAUGUUUGAUGCUGUAAAGAGACAACUGGAGGGAAUAGAGACUGGACUGGCAGAGGCAAUUCUGAGCAAGAAGAUACUGCAGAAUGAAAGGUACCUGUCCUUAAUCAGAGCAACUGAUGGAUCGGAAUACGCACAAACUGAAUUUCAAGCAACUAGGAUUGGAAACUUUAAAUUCUUUUUUGUCAUCAAACGUCACCAGCCUCCUGAGGACUUGCUCCAAAUUCUCCUUCCAAUUCAGGUCAUUCUGUCCAAGUGCAGCCGAAAGCGAGUAGGAAGACGAGUCCCUUUCUCGCAGUCCCGGCCCUUUGUUCUGUGAUACCUCAGUACCAGGCAGGAAGUGUGAAGGAAAUGUGCCUCUGCCUCACCUCUGCAGCCAUUGUCUUUUUGUUUAUGACACCCAAUUGGGACUUAUUUUAGCCAUUUUUUCCCCCUAUUCUACUUCCUAUUUGCUGCAAUCGCUGAAGGAGGCUGCAACUUGGUGCCAUUGUCUUUAGCCCCACUGAGACAACGCUCUUGCCAGCCUAGUGCAAUGGAGGGCAACCCUUUCUUUAUCUUUUACCCAGGACUUAGCACACAGGAUUCUUCAAUGAACAGCGCAGUGAACUGGGGCUGGCUGCACCCAUUUUUCAGUAUCAGUGACUCUAUGUAUGUAUCUGGGAUGCCUGUAGCCAUUCUGUGCUAGGCACCAUAAGCAAGUCUGGCUACUACAAACAGCAGUUUGGCUGUGGCAGCUGCAGUGUAGCCAACACUCCAGGUGCUUCCAGCUAUUGCUAGUGCACAGAUUGACCUGACAUUGUUAAAAAGCCCAAAGUAAUGAAGGCCUUAUUCAUCUGAAGCCAAACUACUGCUAGCACCAGAGGGACUGUCGCUUGCAUUCCCUGCUCACUGAAUGAAACCAAACCAGCAGCCACCCUGGCACUGACAGGGGUUGUGCAGGCCCAAACUAGAGGUGAUUGCACCAUGUCCACUUAGGGAUAUUAAAAAGCUCCUUAUAGACUUGUCUGAGCAUGGGUGCAUGGUGUCCCAGGAAUGGCUGCAGAUGGGGUCCAACUGCCUAUAGGUCAAGUGGUGAAAAUCAGGCUGGAGGCAGGGCAACAUGGCAGGGAGCAAACCAUUGAAAUGGUGAGACUUUCCCCAUACAUGCUGAGUCAGAAUUGCUUGCCUAAGUGUUCUUCCUUGAGCCUCGUUUCUCUAGCACCCAGCAGGCAACUGUUCUGCAGCAACUGUAGUGACAGUGCCUCCUUCCCCCAGACAGCUGAAAAGUGGCUAUGGUAACACCAAGAUGACAGGUAGCCACCCACCUGCUGCAACUAUGAACAUAUGUACUGAGUGGGAAGCUUGGUUUUACACUGCAUCGCACUAGUAGUUGGGAAGAGCCAAGCUAUGACCCAUCUGGGCUCUACCAUUCUAGGGUUCUUUGUUAGCUGCCACUAGCAGAUGUGCUGUGCAGGCUGCUGCAUGAAAUUGCCCCAUCCUCGAGAGUCCACCCUCUACAUGUACGUGUACAUGUGUAUGUGUGGGUGAAAAUACAGAAGAUGGUUACAUUGGCAGGUGACCUGCAUAACUUCAUGUGUGUGGGUGGGGGAAACAGGAACAUAGUGUUCAAGGAGUCUAGCAGAUUCAAGUCAUUCAAUCAGUGUAUUUUAACAAAGAACAGGUUAAACGCUAAUUUGAUGUGGUCUACAAAUAUGUACAUGGGGAACAAGUAUUCAAAAAUGGGUUCUUCAAGCUGGCAGCGAAAGGUCUGAGUCAAUGGAUAGAAGUUGAAGCUAGACAAAUUCAGACUUCAAAUGAGACAUACUUUUUAACAGUGAGCAUAAUUAACCACUGGAACAAUUUACCAAAUUCUUGUGGUGACUGCCCUAUCUCUGGCAAUUUUUAGAUCAAAAUUGGAUGUUUUUCUAAAAUAUAUGC
Molecule: messenger RNA, 4090 nt
Organism: Pelodiscus sinensis (Chinese soft-shelled turtle)
Lineage: Eukaryota; Metazoa; Chordata; Testudines; Trionychidae
Source: RefSeq, a predicted model, not a curated record